AGAAGGAGAGCAGACCGUGUGGAGAGGAGGAGACUCCCAGCAGCACAUCAAUGAAUGAGUGACUGAUCACUGGAUGCUAGGGGGGUGAUAUUCAUCUGUUUAUCUGCACUGGCUGUGAUUGUUGCCAUUGAUCUUCCCAUCGUACAGCCAGGACCUCAGGGGUCUCCCUUUUAAAGGACCAAGGAGAGACAGACACAAAAAUGAAGCAGGAGAGCUGAUGGAAGGGUCUUGCUGAGCAGAGAGCAGGAAGAGCUGAGAUGGAGUCAUCGCCUCCUCCUGGAGAUGCUGACAAUGACCAUAGAAAGGACCUGAUUAUCUGACGCUCCAUUCAUCCAUGUUAUCAGCAGAUGGCUGGGGCUACCAGGUAAAGGGAAGCCAAAGUAUGUUAAUGAAUCCAUGUCUGAGAGGUGAUUUUUCAGCCAGCUGUGAACCUACAAUGGGCCACUCCCUAAACCUGAGAUUGGGGACCCAUCAGAAAGCUUAGGAGAUAGCUGGAGAAGACACCCGACUGGGAUGGUCGCAGUGGUAGAGACCAUGGCUGCGGAUAGGUGGCUGUGACCCAUUCACAUAACCCAAUGGGAAUGUAAUUUAUUUCUGGUUCUUCUCAGAUCAUGGCAUUUGGCAUCUCCAGGUAUUCCCUAAAUUCACCUUUCAGGACCAGUGACGAGGACAAUGGGGUUGAAGAACAGACAUUCAGGGGGUCAUCCUGGCGAUGAGCAGGAGGAGAAGAAAACAGGUCUAACUGGGGAUCUAGAGCCGGCCUCCCUGGGGGCCGGGGUGGACAAGGAUGGGACCUUCCUGCUGGUGGGAGCCGGGAGAGAAGACGUGAAGCGCAACCCGCAGGGAAUUGGGCUCCUGGCUAAGACACCUCUGAGCUGUAGCAGACCUGUCAAGAGGAACAAUGCCAAAUACAGGAGGAUCCAAACUUUAAUAUAUGAUGCCUUGGAGAGACCUAGAGGCUGGGCGCUGCUCUACCAUGCCAUUGUGUUCCUGAUAGUCCUUGGAUGUCUCAUUCUAGCCAUUCUAACGACCUUCAAAGAGUACGAGGAUGUAUCGGGAGAUUGGUUACUACUACUAGAAACCUUUGCCCUUGUCAUUUUCGGAGCGGAGUUUGCCUUAAGGAUCUGGGCUGCAGGCUGCUGCUGUCGCUACAAGGGUUGGAGAGGAAGGCUAAAAUUUGCAAGAAAACCGCUGUGUUUGCUGGAUAUGUUUGUGUUGAUUGCCUCCAUACCGGUGGUGGCCGUAGGAAAAAGUCAGGGAAAUGUUUUGGCAACAUCGCUGCGAAGUCUGCGGUUUCUUCAAAUUCUCCGGAUGCUUCGAAUGGACAGGAGAGGAGGGACAUGGAAACUUUUAGGAUCGGCCAUUUGUUCACAUAGCAAGGAGCUCAUCACCGCCUGGUAUAUCGGCUUCCUGACAUUAAUUCUGUCGUCGUUUCUCGUCUACUUGGUUGAGAAGGACGACCCCGACGUAAAUGAGCAGGGUGAGCCCAAACCCGAGGAAUUUGAGACGUACGCCGACGCUUUAUGGUGGGGAUUGAUCACACUCGCAACAAUAGGCUAUGGGGACAAAACCCCAAAGACAUGGGAGGGCCGUCUGAUUGCUGCUACCUUUUCCUUGAUUGGGGUUUCAUUUUUUGCACUUCCUGCUGGGAUUUUAGGUUCAGGGCUGGCUCUCAAAGUUCAAGAACAACACCGACAAAAACAUUUUGAGAAAAGAAGAAAGCCAGCUGCGGAACUAAUUCAGUCUGCCUGGAGAUUUUAUGCCACUAAUUUAAGCAGGAUUGACCUGACGGCAACAUGGAGAUACUACGAAACUAUCGUCCAGUUUCCAUAUUUUAGGAAAGAGCAGAUGGAUGGAGCUCCUAGUAAUGUCAUAUUUAGUAGGGAGUCAUUGGGAUCAAGCAUCAAAAGAAAACUUAGCCAGAAGUGGAGUCUUUUGGAUCGCGUCCGGCUUUCGAAUCCCAGAGGAACUAGUCCAAAGUCAAAGACGUUUUCCCCGUUGAACAUCGAAGGGGUUGAAGAAAGCCCGUCGAAAGAGGCCAAAAAUAUCGGAUUGACCAACAAAGAACGUUUUCGUACGGCAUUAAGAAUGAAAGCCUACGCUUUCUGGCAGAGUUCAGAAGACGCUGGAACAGCUGGAGAUCCCAUGAAUGAAGCCGGGUACACCAAUGAAUUCCUAGUAGAAGAUUUAAUUCCAACUAUAAAAUCGGCUAUCCACGCUUCUAGAAUUCUGCAGUUUCUAUUACGUAAGAAGAAGUUUAAGGAGACGUUGAGGCCUUAUGAUGUGAAGGAUGUCAUAGAACAAUAUUCAGCUGGCCAUUUAGAUAUGCUGUCAAGAAUCAAAUACCUCCAGACAAGAAUAGAUAUGGUUUUAGCUCCCUGUCCCCUUUCGACUCCCAAACAUAAAAAGUCACAGAAAGGAUUGGGAGCCAUUACUGGAGGAUAUGGAUUUCCAUCACAGCAAAGCCCAAGGCAUGAACCAUAUGGAUCCAAAACAUCAGAUAUUGAAGACCAAAGCAUGAUGGGGAAAUUUGUGAAAGUAGAACGACAGGUUCAGGACAUGGAAAAGAAGCUGGAUUUUCUUGUCGAUAUGCACAUGCAACAAUUAGAUCAGCUCCAAGUCCAGGUCACAGAGUACUAUCCUCUAAAAGAAGCGGCAGUCGAAGAGGAAGGCGGAGAAAGCGGAUUUUCCGACCCUGGGAGAUUAAUUUAUAAUUAUACGGAAUCUUGCUCCCACGCAAGUCCUUAUAUGUUGAACCAAGUUUCAUUUAGUAAAAUAAAUCAGUACGGUUUCUAUGAAAAUUACCCAAUGGAUUUUACUGCCCAAAUGCCUUUUAAUGGUCAAAACUGUACAAGGAUGGCAAUGCCUUCCAUGUCGACUUACACCGAAAGACCAACAGUUUUGCCUAUUCAUACGUUAGUUGACUCUCGAGUAAACUACCAACAUCAAGGAGCCGUGUCAAGUCCCUAUUCAGAAAAGAUUUCCCCGGUGCAGAGGAGAAGUUUCACAAGAGACAGCGACACGCCGUUAUCGCUUCUUUCCGUAAACCACGAUGAGCUCCAGCGAUCCCCAAGUGGGUUCAGUAUUUCCCAAGAAAAGGAAGAUUUCAGUUUUGGCCCGAACGGCUCCAACUGGAUGAAAGAGAAACGUUUCUUGGCAGAAGGGGAGACCGAUACUGACACAGACCCUUUCACGCCAAGUGGUCCCAUGACUUUGUCUUCAACCGGAGAUGGUAUUUCAGAUUCAAUAUGGACACCUUCAAAACCAGUUUAAAAUUGAUUGUCGGGUUAACUUUUCUUGGAUUACCUUUUCUAACACUGUAUUUAUUCUUUGUAUAUGUCACUAUACACUUUCCAAAGUUGAAUAGGUUAUACCAAUGGCUAUAUAUGAUGCAUGUUUAAAAGUGAUAGUCACUGCAUCAUCUCAUGGUUUUUUAUAAUUACUUUUAGGUUUAUAGCGCUGAAAUGGAGCAGUUUUUGGUUAUGAGCAUGAUUUGCAUGCAUUGACAAAAUGUAACUGUUACAAAUAUAUUUUUUUUGUAAUAAUAUGGCACAUAUCAACUUACAAGUGGAACUAUGCAGAAAGAUACUUGGUUAUAUAUAUUUUUUUUUGUUGCAGUGUUUUAUAGUUUCUAAUAAUGUUUGUUUUAUAUAA
Spea bombifrons (plains spadefoot toad) is the source of this 3654-nucleotide messenger RNA. RefSeq names its product potassium voltage-gated channel subfamily Q member 3 (gene KCNQ3). Lineage: Eukaryota; Metazoa; Chordata; Amphibia; Anura; Pelobatidae. The coding region runs from base 673 to 3273 and encodes 866 amino acids. Gene Ontology annotation, cellular component: membrane. Gene Ontology annotation, biological process: transmembrane transport; potassium ion transport. The transcript is spliced from 16 exons. Gene Ontology annotation, molecular function: voltage-gated potassium channel activity. The record is from RefSeq and is a predicted model, not a curated record.